This is a messenger RNA of Oreochromis niloticus (Nile tilapia), 1400 nucleotides long. Its product is annotated as stonustoxin subunit beta. Gene Ontology annotation, molecular function: protein binding. Lineage: Eukaryota; Metazoa; Chordata; Actinopteri; Cichliformes; Cichlidae. The coding region runs from base 333 to 956 and encodes 207 amino acids. The record is from RefSeq and is a predicted model, not a curated record. The transcript is spliced from 5 exons.
CCUCCAACAAAGCUCUACUUGGUGGCUGUAACCUCUCAGAGAGAAGUUGUAAAGCUCUGUCCUCAGUUCUCAGCUCUCAGUCCUCUAAUCUGAGAGAGCUGGAUCUGAGUAACAACAACCUGCAGGACUCAGGAGUGAAGAUUCUCUCUACUGGACUGAAGAGUCUGUGCUGUACACUGGAAACUCUCAGUCUGUCAGGCUGUCUGCUCACAGAGGAAGGCUGUACUUCUCUGGCUUCAGCUCUGAGUUCCAAUCCCUCUCAUCUGAAAGAGCUGGAUCUGAGCUACAAUCAGCCCGGAGACUCGGGACUAAAACUGCUGUCGGCAGGAUUGAUGGAUCCAUCCUGGAGACUAGACACUCUCAGGGUGGAGCCUGCUGGAGUCCGAUGGUUGGAACCAAGUCUGAGAAAGUAUUCCUGUCAACUCACAAUCGACACAAACACAGUAAACACAAACCUCCAACUGUCUGACAACAACAGAACUUUGACACAUGUGGACGAGAUUCAAUCAUAUCCUGAUCAUCCAGACAGAUUUGAUCAACUUCCGCAGCUGCUGUGUAGAAAUGGUCUGACUGGUCGCUGUUACUGGGAGGUCGAGUGGAAAGGAGGGGUUCUCAUAUCAGUGAGUUACACAGGAAUCAGAAGGAAAGGAAACAGUAAAGAUGUUGUGUUUGGCUGGAAUGAUCAGUCCUGGUGUCUCUACUGCUCUGAUGAUGGUCCUGAUUCCGUCAGGCACAAUAACAAAGGAACAUCCAUCUCCUCCUCCUCCUCCUCCUCUGUCUCUAACAGAGUAGCAGUGUAUGUGGACUGUCCUGCUGGCACUCUGUCCUUCUACAGAGUCUCCUCUGACACUCUGAUCCACCUCCACACCUUCAACACCACAUUCACUGAAACUCUUUAUCCUGGAUUUAGAGUCUAUCCUGGUUGUUCUUUGAAAGUGUGUGUAGUUGAGGCAUAAGUGUCCUCCUGUUAGAGAAACACUCUGACUGUUGAACAGAUAGUUCAGUCUGUACAUGUCUGUCUCUUUCACUCAGAAACAUGUUUUCAGAUUCAUGGAUUCAAUCAGUUGAUGUUUGAAACUGUUCUAAAUGAUUCCUUGUAAACUUCUUCCUCUUCAGUCCUUUAAAGAUGGAAGCUCCCAUUAUUCCAGGAUCCAGGAUAUCCAGGAUACAGGAUCAUGUUGUUCUUCUGUCUUUUUCCACUCAAAGCUUCACAGUGAAUAUCAGUAUGUUGUGUUUCUCUGAAACUUAUGAAGGUCACUUUUAAAUAAUAUUAUAUAUAUCUAAUGAUUGAUUCGUGCUGUCAUUUAUGGUAUUUAUUAUAUAGUAAUACUAAAUCAAAGCUGCUGACUUGUGACUGUACAAAAUAGAUGUGAUUUGAGUAAAAGUGCAGAUGUUCCAGA